AUGACGUUGGAGAGUUACGACGGCGAUGUUCACACCGUACCACAAUCGGAGAAUCCAUCUCCGACGUCGAUUGACAGCGACAAGGAAAGAGGCGGUGGUGAGCUUUUCGUGCCGCCUCUGAAUUUCGCUAUGGUGGAUAAUGGAAUUUUCCGUUCAGGUUUUCCUGAACCGGUCAGUUUCAGCUUUCUCCAGUCUUUGCGACUCCGAUCCAUCAUAUAUUUGUGCCCGGAGCCAUAUCCAGAGGUGAAUAGAGAAUUUGCAAAAUCAAAUGGGAUCCAAGUGUUUCAGUUUGGUAUUGAAAGAUGCAAGGAACCCUUUGUUAAUAUCCCGGACGAGGUAAUCCGAGAAGCAUUACAAGUACUUCUAGAUAAGGAGAAUCAUCCUGUCUUAAUCCAUUGCAAAAGUGGGAAGCAUCGGACGGGAUGUCUUGUGGGUUGUGUGAGGAAGAUACAGAGAUGGUGCUUGUCUUCCAUCUUCGACGAGUACCAAAGAUUUGCAGCUUCAAAAGCUAGAAUCUCAGACCAGAGAUUCAUGGAGCUUUUCGACAUUUCCAAUCUAAGGCAUUCACCACUUACAUUUUCAUGUUCUAAGAGGUAG
Molecule: messenger RNA, 597 nt
Organism: Arabis nemorensis
Lineage: Eukaryota; Viridiplantae; Streptophyta; Magnoliopsida; Brassicales; Brassicaceae
Source: the annotation of a GenBank genome assembly